UUUUGUGGGUAAAUAUUCCAGAUCGAAUCCAAAACAAAACAAAACAAAACAAAAAAGAAGAGUGAGCAAAGCGAGUGGUGUGUUGGAGUAGUAGAACCCUAAUACGAGCACUGAAGUGGUGGAGUAAACAUGGAUGCCAUACGAAAGCAGCUUGAUGUGUUGAUGGGAGCAAAUCGUAACGGAGAUGUCAGAGAAGUUAAUCGCAAAUACUACGAUCGCGAUGUUUGUCGCCUCUAUCUCGUUGGCCUUUGCCCUCACGAGCUCUUUCAGCUCACGAAAAUGGAUAUGGGACCUUGCCCCAAGGUGCACUCCUUACAGCUAAGGAAAGAAUAUGAAGAAGGGAAAGCCAAGGGGACUGAUAAUUAUGAUAGGGAGUUGGAGGAUGUUAUAGAUAAACUCAUUGGUGAGUGUGAUAGGAAAAUUGGCAGGGCUCUGAAGCGCCUUGAGGACGAUGAUGCAAAAGCUGCAAUUGCAAUUUCGGUCUCUGAAGUCACUCAGACACCUGAGGUGCUUGAGUUGUCAAAACAAAUCAAAGAGAAGUUGAACGAAGCUGAUGAAUAUGAUCUUGAAGGCAAGACAGAUCUCAAGAUUCGAGCUUUGGAGGUUGUAGAGGAACUUAGAACUAAAAGAGCAGACAAGCAGUCUAUGCUUCUUUUAGAUGCCUUUAACAAAGAUAGGGCAUCUUUACCUCAACCUCUGCCAAAUCCACCACCUUUGGCACCCAUUCCGGUGGUUACUCCUGAUCCUCGAACACAGGAGAUGAUAAAUGAAAAGUUGAAGAAGGCCGAGGAUCUUGGUGAGCAAGGAAUGGUUGAUGAGGCACAAAAAGCUUUGGAAGAGGCUGAAGCGCUUAAGAAGCUUCCUGCGAGGCAGGAGCCAAUAUUGGAUUCUUCAAAGUAUACAGCUGCAGAUGUGCGGAUUACUGAUCAGAAGCUACGUGUGUGCGACAUUUGUGGAGCAUUUUUGAGUGUUUAUGACAGUGAUCGCCGUUUAGCUGAUCAUUUUGGAGGGAAACUUCAUUUAGGGUAUAUGCAGAUUCGUGAGAAGUUAGCAGAACUUCAAGAAGAAAGGAACAAGAGCCGUAAGACUGAACGGCAUGAUGACAGGAGAUCAAAAGAACGGAGUAGGGAUCGUGACAGGGAGUCGAGUAGGGACCGUGAACAUGUUGAGAGUCAUGAACGAGUGCGAGAGCGGGACUAUGAUCGCAGGAGCAGGGAUCGUGAUAGGCAUCACGAUAGAGACCGUGGAUAUGAUAGAGACCGUGACAGAGAUGCAGACCGCUCUCGCUCCUAUGAAUCAAGAAGUCGUCGGAGGUCCCGCUCAAGAUCUCAAGAGCGUUCUAGGGACUAUGAUCGUCAUAGGCGUCAUGAUCGAUACUAGCAAUUGCCAUGAAUCUUAUGGAUAUGAAUAGCCUAGGUGGUUGUUGAACCUUGUGUUGGACAAAUAAUUUUGCAAUUUCUUGUGUUGGGCUGUGUCUCCAAUGAUGGAUGUAACUUGAGAGCUUAGAUGUAGUUAAAAUUAUGGUUUGAUGUCGCUUUGCAGAUUUUUAAUCCAAUUUGUAAUCUGCUUACUUGGAGCAGUUCCUGCGAUUGUGCCUUAAAAUAGUUGUUCUUUUUGGCUAAUCAUAUGGUCCUCUUAGUUGCUUUUAGAAAAAUACCCCGUGUUUAAGGAACCAUGG
Gastrolobium bilobum is the source of this 1678-nucleotide messenger RNA. RefSeq lists its product as uncharacterized. Gene Ontology annotation, cellular component: U2-type prespliceosome; U1 snRNP. The record is from RefSeq and is a predicted model, not a curated record. The transcript is spliced from 13 exons. Gene Ontology annotation, molecular function: mRNA binding. Bases 130 to 1380 code for a protein of 416 amino acids. Lineage: Eukaryota; Viridiplantae; Streptophyta; Magnoliopsida; Fabales; Fabaceae. Gene Ontology annotation, biological process: mRNA splice site recognition.